Messenger RNA from Mobula hypostoma (lesser devil ray), 3221 nucleotides. Its product is annotated as zinc-binding protein A33-like. Gene Ontology annotation, cellular component: cytoplasm. The transcript has 6 exons. Gene Ontology annotation, molecular function: zinc ion binding; protein binding; ubiquitin protein ligase activity. Lineage: Eukaryota; Metazoa; Chordata; Chondrichthyes; Myliobatiformes; Myliobatidae. Bases 60 to 1469 code for a protein of 469 amino acids. Gene Ontology annotation, biological process: protein ubiquitination. The record is from RefSeq and is a predicted model, not a curated record.
UCGCGGUACUGCAGGCGUUCGGCGGCUCCCAGAAAGAUCAGGAAGUGCCGGGAAUUAACAUGGCUUCGAAAGAACAGGUCGAGAAUUGGAGCGAGGAGGUGAUUUGUUCCAUCUGCCUGGACUUCUUCACCGAUCCUGUUAUACUGGAGUGUGGACACAACUUCUGCCGCUCCUGUAUCACACGGUGUUGGGAAAGGGAGGACAGAAACUCCUGCCCGGAUUGUAGAGUGGUGUUUGCGGACCGCACCCUCAAAGUAAAUCGGGCCUUAGCAAAUCUGUCUGAGAAAGCUCGUAAACUAAACCCGAAUCCCAAAGGGAAGGAAAGUAAACUUCACUGCGAAGAACACGAGGAAGAACUGAAGCUGUUUUGUAAAACGGACGAGAAACUUAUCUGUGUGAUCUGUAGAGAUGCGCUGGAACACAGAGAGCACCUCUUUCUGCCGAUUAAAGAAGCUGUUAAAAUUUACAAGGAUCAGGUUAAAUCUUCCUUAGACUCUCUCACAAAAAGGAAAUCAGACUUCCAGGAAAUGGAGCAGCAACAGAAAGAGAAGAUUUCCGGAGUUCGGUCACGCAACCUUCAGUCCCACAUCAUAUCCCAGUUUGCUGAACUGUGCCAGAUUCUCACUGUUAAACAGCAGCGCUUACUCAGAGAUGUCAGGGAAGAAGAGGGGAGGAUUCUGAAUCCAAUGGAGAACAAUCUUCGAGAGAUUCAAGAGAAUUUAAAUUCUAUCCAAAAAGAAAUUUCAAAAUUAGAGGAACAGAUGGAUCAACAAGACAGUGUGAUAUUUCUGAAGGAGGAAGUUCAUCAGAAGAGGAGGAUUAGUGACGAUGUUCAGAAAUUGUCAAUGAUGGAUGGGGCCCUAUCAUUUGAAAAUACCGAUCACCCAUAUUUGUUGAACUCAGUGCUGAGAGAAACACUUGAUGCCAUUAAUCAAGUCUCUGUCACCCUGGAUGUGGAAACAGCGAAUCCGUGGCUCGAGGUGUCUGAGGAUCGGAAGAGUGUGAGACGGACCGGGACCCGGAGGAAUCUCCCUGACACUGGGAAGAGGUUCAGAGACUGGGCUUGUGUGCUGGGAUCGGAGGGAUUCACAUCGGGGAGACGUUACUGGGAGGUGGAGGUGACGGGGACUCGGUGCUGGGGUCUGGGAGUUGCCGCAGGGUCUGUGGAGAGGAAACGACGCGUCGGACUGAGUCCAGAGACCGGAUUCUGGAUCGUAAGGCGGGUUGAUCACGUAAUGGAUGUUCCUGCUUCCUCUGAGUCCCGUCUCCCUGCCGAUCCCAUACCCGGGAGGGUGGGAGUUUAUCUCCGUUACGAGUCCGGGAUAAUUUCAUUUUACAAUGCGGAGACCAAGUCCCAUCUCCACACCUUCACUGGGAAUAAAUUCACGGAGAAACUUUAUCCUUUCUUCUGGACUUGGGAUGAAAACCAGUGGCUGAGAAUCUGCUCCGGUUCUGCUCCAGAACUGUAAAGGGAUCAGCUCCUGGGACCGGUGUCUCGAGUAAGUCAGUGUAAAUAUAAAUGUACGGAGAGGGAAAUAAACACGAUGUGAGAAUUAUCGAUCCAUUAAUUUUAACUCAUUCACUGCAUCCAUCAUCAGAACAGAAACACGGCGGUUCAACAGCAGCCGUGGGUGGCGGGUCCUGAGCUCCCCGGCUCCCCCGGGUCCUAAAGUCCACCUGCACCGGGACAGGUGAAGUGGGACAAGUGGUGGUGGUGUUGACUGGGAGAGGGAAGUCAAGGUGAAACAUGGGGAGGCGGGACAUGUGGUGGUGGGAACAGGCGAAGCACCGGAGAAUCUCAGCGGGUCAGGCAGCAUCAAAAGAGGGAAAUGAUUAAUUGACAUUUUGCCUUGAUGCCCCUUAACUGGAUUGAAGGAGCAGAGAUGACGGAGAGGACGGUGGAGGGAAGGGUGGCAUAACAGCUGGCAGGUGAUGGGCAAUCGGCAGAUGAAGGAGGGGCAGGGGGUGGAAAUGCAGAAAACACACAACAGGUUAGCCAGGAUAUAUGUCAAGUUCAUAUUCCACACCAUUUACCUCUCCUGGAAUUGAUUCAAGCACUACCUGACCUGCUGCAGAUUUCAGACAUUUUCUGUUUUUGUUUAGUUCUUUGAGUAUCUGAUACCAGAGAUUCUGCAGCUGCUGGAAAUCCUGAUCAACACACACAAAACACUGGAGGAACUCAGCCGGUCAGGCAGCAUCUAUGGAGGGGAAGUUUCGAGUGGAGACUGAUCAUCCGAACUGGAAGUGAAGGGGGAAGGAGGCACAAUGAGAAUGUGGAGUGCGACGUGGGGAAGGUGUACGAGCUGGCAGGUGAUCGGUGAGGCCAGGUGAGGGAGAUGGGGUGGUUGGGAGAAGGGUGAUGAAUUAAGAAGCUGGGAGGUAAAGGGCAGCAGAAGGAUUCUGAUGUGAGAGGACAGUGGACCAUGGGAGAAAGGGAAAGGGGUGGCACCAGGGGAGGUGAUGGUCAGGUGAGGAAAGGAGAAAUUAACCGAAUUUAGAGAUAUUGAUGUUCAUGUCAUCUGGUUGGAGGUGACCCAGGUUGGUAGGUCUCAGUCCAAAACGUUGACUGUACUUUUUUCCAUUGAUGCUGCCUGGCCUGUUGAUCUCCUGCAGCAUUUUGUGUGUGUUACUGGUCAAUAUACUAUCAUAAUAAUAAUCUGACAAUCUCCAAGUACAGGAUUUCAUUUAUUUAGAGUUAGAGAUGUCUGCUUUAGCGAAGUUGAUUGAGUGAUUAAUACUGGAUCCAAAACACUGGGGAUAUCCCCAGUCCUUCUUUCAAAUGGCGUUGACACCUGCUCGAUAAAGGAAAUACUAAUCAGCCAAUUACGUAGCAGCAACUCAGUGCAUAAAAGUAUGCAAAUAUGGUCAAGGGGUUCCGUGUUGUUUAGACCAAACAUCAGAAUGGGGAGGAAAUGCGAUCAAAGUGAUUUUGGGUUUGGGUUAGUGGACUGACUGUUGGUGCCAGAUGGAAUGGUUUGAGUGUCUUAGAAGCUGCUGAUUUCCUGGUAUUUUCAUGCACAGCAGUCUCCAGAGUUUACAGAAAAUGGAGUGGAAAAACAAACAAAAAGACAACAUUCAGUGAGCGGCAAUUACAUGGGGGAAACACUUUGAUACUGAGAGAAGUCAGAGGAGACUCGGCAGACUGUUUGCGGCUUGCUUUGCUACUGUUGUUGGCUGUGUAGUUUUGCUGAACACUCUAGACAUGCUAAUGCUAUUUUAGU